CAACCUCUCGUUGAGACUGUAGGUCCUGUCCAGCUUGUAUACGAAGUGACCCUCUGGGUGAAGAACAAGAGUUCUGAAUUGUUUGAACGGGGUAUUGCUGAGUUGGACAAGGAAGAUCUUCCUGCUUUGGAUAGCCAUGAGAGAUGUCUGGUUGAAGACAUGAGGUCUAUGGGUGUCCCUGAAGACGUAGACUGGUCCUCGUUUGGUUUGGGU
Messenger RNA from Pseudomassariella vexata, 213 nucleotides. RefSeq lists its product as uncharacterized. The transcript has a single exon. The annotation marks the transcript as partial. The record is from RefSeq and is a predicted model, not a curated record. NCBI's taxonomy places the organism in Eukaryota, Fungi, Ascomycota, Sordariomycetes, Amphisphaeriales, Pseudomassariaceae.